GGCAACAUAUUUAUUCUGUUUUCACUACAAUUCCCAUGAUCCUUUUUUAAUGUCGUAAAGCACGGGUUUAUGAUCCAGACGCAAACGCGGAUGUAUUUGAUCUUCAUUGAUAUCUGUAUCAGUGAUCCGCCGGGUCAAACUUAUCGAUGGCGUGCCCGUUCCACCAGCCAGCUAAGCUGAACGAAGCCAUCUCUCCUCUUGAUUGGCUCCUGGGUAACUGGGAAUCAGUCGAGCCCGGAGAGGGGUCCUUCCCCAGCCUAAAGCCCUUCCGCUACACGGAGGCCCUCCACUUCACCCAAGUGGGACAGCCCAUCAUCAACUUUAUGUUCAAUGCCUCCGAUGUGGAGACGAAGAAGCCACUUCACAGGGAGUGUGGCUUCAUCCGAAUGCAGACGGGCACCAACCGAGUGGCGUUCAUCGUCGCACAGAACUCUGGACUGGUGGAGGUUGAGGAGGGGGAGCUGGUGGGAAAGCAGCUGAGCCUGCACACCCACGCUCUGGCCAGGACAUCGUUUGCCAAGGAGCCCCACGUCAAGGAGGUCUCCAGAGUGUUCCAGCUCCGACCAGACGGGAAGCUGGAGCAGACGGUUUCCAUGUCAACGGACAAGCAGCCAAUGACGCGGCACCUGCACAUCACCUACAGACGCUUGCCUUGACGCAUACGAAGACCACCUUCUGUGUUUGUGCGAAAAAAAUAAUUACCUGAUCUGCAAUUUAUGUGGCCGGAAAUGGAAGACAAGACUUGAAUUCAUGUUGCAUUUACAUAUAAAUGGAAUCUCGCUGUUCACUUUAUUAUUUCAACCUCAAAACUUUGCUUUGCACAUAUGGGUAAUCACCAAGGAUUAAGGAGAACAUCUCAUGCACUAUUCAAUGGUUUUAUUGUUUAUGUAUAAACAUGUAUUGUACAGACAAGACUUGAAUUCAUGUUGCAUUUACAUAUAAUUGGAAUCUCGCUGUUCACUUGGCCGCCAUACAGUUUAACACGAAUGCCGUCAUGAGGGUGCUUCACGAAGUGGCAAAACGCAAUGCAUUGUGGCUGUGGAGCUUGUUUUAAAAUGGACCUUAUCCUUUUCUCAAGUGAGGUUAAUAAAUCACAUUGACAGUC
Gadus macrocephalus (Pacific cod) is the source of this 1105-nucleotide messenger RNA. RefSeq names its product THAP domain containing 4 (gene thap4). Bases 147 to 656 code for a protein of 169 amino acids. The record is from RefSeq and is a predicted model, not a curated record. The transcript has 5 exons. NCBI's taxonomy places the organism in Eukaryota, Metazoa, Chordata, Actinopteri, Gadiformes, Gadidae.